AGAAUGUAAUGCAGUAAUUUCUAGGUGUCUGUGUUUUUUUGUUUGUUGAAGAAAUAUUUUCCAUUGAUUUUGUUUUAUUAAUGAAGGUUUGGUGCUACAGAAGCAAUGUUUAUACACCUAUGAUGCUGUGAAUUGGGAUAUGGUCAAUUACUCUUGAUCACUGCGCCUAUGUUCACAGUUAAGAAAUUGCUCACAGGCUUAGAUUGUCUGUGCUCCAAUGUUGGUGAAUACUUAAUAACAGAGUAUGUUACAAAUAUAUUGUUUACAGUUUCUGUGUUAUGCUCUGAGUUGUGUUGAUUAUUGUGUUAGAUUUGAUCAAUACAGAACUGUUUUUGGUUGUACCGUGUGUUGUAAGUAUAGCUUGGUUCGUUGUUAAAGUGAUGGUGUUAUGUGGAAAACAAAUCUGUUUUAUGAAGAAGAAUACUGUUGCCUAGUGAUAGUGAAGAAUUGUGCUGAAAGUUCCUUCAGUGAAGACACUGUGCUACAAGAUUAGAUGAAAUUAACAGAAAUGUAUAUAAAGAAAGAGCCAGGGUCUGAAGGGCCUGCAGUCCCUGGUGAUGAUCCUCAGAGCCGUGUGUGUUUUGUGUGUGGAAAUGUUGGUCAUCCAGAACAUUUCUGGUUGCGAUCAAAGCCUGGAGCACCUGGGGAAGCAUAUUUCCCAUUUCUGGAAUCCCAUGAACCUCCUGCAGGCUACAGAGAUCAUGUAGUUGCACCUGAUGGACUGCGAGCGUGUUGUUAUUUGUGCUACUCAUUGUUACUGCAGCAGUGGGAAUGUCAUGAAAGAGACGGCACUCCACAUUCACGCCGUCUGUAUUGGCUGAAACGUUGUGACAAUGGACCAUAUACGGGUGCUGAAAUGGCUGUGCAAGGAGAAUAUGCUGCACAGGUCCUUGGACUCAAUUCUGAUGCAACCUCUAGGGAAGCGAGUCGACCUGUGUCCAGAGAAGGAACUUCAAGCCGUCCAGGACUAUCACCACGCCUUCAGUGUCCACCUGCUAUGUCUGUAGAUGACUCACGAGGGUCAGAAGCAGCUCUUGAUCUUCGUCAUGCUACUAGGGAAUCUCCAUCUGCCCCACCUUCAGUCAGUGUACCAACAGCACCAGGUCCUUAUGGUGGGACUGGCCCAACAGGAACAGAUAUUCUGGACCUCAGUAUGCCAGACAAGAAUUCAGCUACAGAGGUCUGUUAUGUUUGUGGUGAUGAGUACAAACGUGGUUCGCUCAGUCAUAUAUCAGCCAAACCUUUGCCAUCGGCAACACCACCUACAAGUGAAGCAAGUGGCAAUUCUCCUUUGCCUUCUCAGUCACCACAGCCAUUCUUCCCCAGUCUCAUGUUACACCCAAGGCCUGCGCGCUCUCGCCCCAUGGAUUCUGCAGGUCGUGUGCAGGCCUGUUCUGCCUGCCAGCGGCACCUCCUGCAUCAGUGGAAUGCGUACUCUGCUCAAGGUGUGCCACAUGGUGAUCGCAACUAUGUUUUGAGGAAACGCCAGGCGCCAGCACUUGACACAACGACCUUUGUCUGCUACACAUGUGCACUUGAGUAUCCCUCGUCUUCAAUACGUCUCCUCUAUUGCUGUCCCAAUCCAGAGAAAGAGGCGUAUUUCCCUUUCAUUUGCUCUCUUCAACCCCCACAGGGUGCUAGUCCAAUAUCACCACAGGGAAUGGUGCAAGUCUGCUCAAUUUGCUAUAAAUCCAUACCACAGAAGCAUCAGGUUUUUGGUGGCAGUAACCAUCACACAGAACAGCAGUGUCCACCAUCUCGUUCUCCGGCAAGUGCAGGUGGCGGUGACAUCCGUUUCAAACCAUAUGAUUUAGGAGGUGGUGCUAAAGUACCAAGUGUCCGCCGAAAAACUUCAGUUACCAGUGAACCAGCAACUCUCUCCUCUGUGCGUAGUUUACCCCCACCUGCAUCACCAGGACAGCCCCAAUCAAUACCUCCCCCAGAACGCCAACAAAAUGGUGCUCCACCUCUAACCAAUGUGAACAACAACAAUCUGGGGCAGCAGAACUAUCGAUGCUACAUUUGUGGUGGUCUGUAUGCACGGUCUCAAAUGGAGUGGUUAAGUACAAGCCCAGAAGGCAUGAACUCACAUGCCAUGCAUUUUCCUUGUCUCCGAAAUGUGACUCGCACUUCAGAAAAUGCGUGCACUGAUUCUCAUGGUCGGAUCCUAGCUUGCACUCGCUGUGUCAAUCACCUGACACAGCAGUGGGAAACCCUGGAGGCUGAACGAGUACCCCUGGAACGCAGGAGGUACGAUAUACCCACAUCAUUGGGCAGUGGAUGCUGGAAUGGUGACACACCUAGUACAAGUAGUUCCCCAGUUCCAUUGGGACCAACACAUAUAACAGAUCGCUCUAUUACAUCGGGGAGCUCCAUCUAUUGCUUUCUGUGUGGACUGCACUCUGACCUCACUCUAGCUCGUGUUCUCUAUGGGCGGCCACAGGGUCGUAAUGCGCCGUUCUUUCCAUUCCUCCUCCGUCAUGUGUCACCACCUAAUGCAGAACAGUUACGAGAAGAUGGCUCAGCACUUGUCUGCACCUUCUGCUACCAUUCCUUGUUAGCACAAUGGAGGCGUCUGGAACAAAGUGGACCUCCUGCUGACCGUCGUGAUUACAACACACAUGACUAUUGUUGCUAUGUGUGUGGCAUUACUACAUACCGCAAGCGGGUUCGAGCUCUGCCUAUUAAGGAUUUCCCUUUCUUGAGGUAUCACAGACAACCUGAGAAGAGUCUUCUGCUCGAAAAUGGUGACUUUGCUGUGGUGUGUCUCGAUUGUUAUGAGACUCUGCGCACACAGUCUCUUGAAUAUGAGAGGUGGGGGUUGCCUGUAGAAAAGCGUGAAUACAAUUGGAUUACACAACCACCACCACCUGAGGAUUCGCCAGAUGCUACUGUUGCGAGGUUGCCAUCAGGAGAACGGUCAGAAAAAUUGGUACCACCAGCCCUUACGGCUCGCCCACCACGAAAAAAUUGUUCACCAAAGAACCCAGACAAAAAAGUUAGUGGGUCUAAGAAUCCAAAUGGUCCUGAUAAAACAGAACAAGUUGUUGUUGUUGUUGUUGUUGUUCUAAGCCUCAUGCCAAAUAACUUGCUACCUUCAGAUAUGUCCUAUGCUCUUGGAGAACGCGCUGAGGAGGGUGUUGGCCACCCACAAACAGCAAGUGUCAAGAUCGAGAAACGUCGCUUUGAAGUUGAGGGAAACUGCAAAAGAUAUACUUGA
Messenger RNA from Schistocerca americana (American grasshopper), 3220 nucleotides. RefSeq lists its product as uncharacterized. Lineage: Eukaryota; Metazoa; Arthropoda; Insecta; Orthoptera; Acrididae. The coding region runs from base 494 to 3220 and encodes 908 amino acids. The transcript has 9 exons. The record is from RefSeq and is a predicted model, not a curated record.